GCUGUCCGAACGGGAGCUGCCCGGCCCGCGCUGCUGCUCGUGGCGGGGCGAGGAAAGGCAGCAGAAUGGCCAGUGUGCUGUCCCGGCGCCUUGGGAAGCGGUCCCUCCUGGGAGCCCGCGUGUUGGGGCCCCCCGGGGCUGCCCCACCCUCAGAGCCUCAGACCGAGCUGCUGGAAGGGGCGGCUCCCCAGCCCUUCCUGGCCUCCAAGGACACUUCCUGCCAGGAGCAGCCCAAGGAAAUCCUCAAGGCUCCCAGCACCUCAGGCCUCCAGCAAGUGGCCUUUCAGCCUGGGCAGAAGGUUUAUGUGUGGUAUGGCGGUCAAGAGUGCACAGGACUGGUGGAGCAGCAUAGUUGGGCAGAGGAUAAGGUGACGGUCUGGCUUUCGGAUCAGAAGCUACAAAUCUGCUGUAAGGCGGAGGAGGUGUGGUUGGCCGAGGCCCAGGGCUCUGUGCCCCAGGCACCUCCUCUGGAGCCGGGAACCCCAGUACCAGCCUAUAGGCCUGUCUCCAGAAACAUUGAUGUCCCAAAGAGGAAGUCGGACGCGGUGGAAAUGGAUGAGAUGAUGGCGGCCAUGGUGCUGACGUCCCUGUCCUGCAGCCCCGUCGUGCAGAGCCCUCCUGGGGCCGAGGCCAACUUCUCAGCUGCGCGAGCUGCCGGUGACCCGUGGAAGGAGAGCGGCGACGUGUCGGACAGCGGCAGCAGCACCACCAGUGGGCACUGGAGCGCUGGCAGUGGCAUUUCUACUCCCUCGCCUCCCCACCCCCAGGCCAGCCCCAAGUAUUUGGGGGAUGCCUUUGGUUCUCCCCAGACUGAUAAUGGGUUUGAGACCGACCCGGAUGCUUUCCUGUUGGAUGAACCGGCUCCACGCAAAAGAAAGAACUCCGUGAAGGUGAUGUACAAGUGCCUCUGGCCAAACUGUGGCAAAGUUCUGCGCUCGAUCGUGGGCAUCAAACGACAUGUCAAGGCCCUCCACCUGGGAGAUACCGUGGACUCAGACCAGUUCAAGCGGGAGGAGGAUUUCUACUACACAGAGGUGCAGAUGAAGGAGGAAGCUGCUGCUGCUGGUGCCACCACAGCCGACCCAGCUCCCACCCCUGGCAUGACCAGCCCACCCCUCGCACUCCUUCCACCACCUCCUGCAAAAACCCAGUCCUCAGGCCCAGAACACCCUGGCCUGGAGUCUUACCUGCCCUCUGGUGCUCUCAGCAAGUCAGCUCCUGGCUCCUUCUGGCACAUUCAGGCUGACCAUGCGUACCAGGCCCUGCCGUCCUUCCAGAUCCCUGUGUCACCACACAUCUACACCAGUAUUAGCUGGGCUGCCGCCCCCUCCACGGCCUCCUCCCUCUCUCCGGUCCGGAGCCGGUCGCUAAGCUUCAGUGAGCCCCAGCAGCCACCACCGGCAGUGAAAUCUCACCUGAUUGUUACUUCUCCACCCCGGGCCCCGAGCAGUGCCAGGAAAGCCCGCGGGGAGGCUAAGAAGUGCCGGAAAGUGUAUGGCAUCGAGCACCGGGACCAGUGGUGCACGGCCUGCCGCUGGAAGAAGGCCUGCCAGCGCUUCCUGGACUGAACCUGUCCCACCGGCCUGUCCUCUUCGCACCCUGCCCCAAAUGGCAGCCAGAUGACAAAAGACAGCUGCGUCACAAGCCCUGGGCAGAAACCUAAAAGAUGAAGAGUGGACAUGGGGAGUUUGGGCUCUGUUGGCUAAGGUUCAGUUGUUAAAACAUUUCCCACCCCCUCACCCUUUUUGGGAACAUUUUAGUUUUUAAAAGAAGAAAGGAAAAUAACCCCCACGCCAAAAUAGGAAGAGAGCCAAAACUGACCAAGGGUAUUCUGCAGUGAACCAGAGACCAAAGAAUUAAUUACCCUCUCUUUCCACGUCUCUCUUUAGGGGAUUAGUUUGCAUGUCUCAAAAGACAGAACAGCUCAUUCCAUUUCCUGCUGAGUUGGUAAAGUCUUUGCUUUCUCAACUCUUCCUGAAGGGACUGUGAGCAAGAUGGAUUUACUUUUCUUAAAAAAAAUUUCUGGCUGAUGAGUCCAAGAGCAGGACCUGUCAUGGGUAGGGUGGGGGGAGUGGGGGUGGGGGGUGGAAUCUGUGCACUUUUUAAGGUGCAGCCGGCCCCUCUUCUCCCCCCAAAUCUGGGAGAAGGGAGAGCCUGUUCUCACCGAGUGGCUUCCAUGGAAGUAAAAGGAAAACCCUUUCUUGAUGACAACGAUUUGAACCUGGGGUCCCUCAACUGUUGGGUUGUUUCCCAACAGAUACUGUAUGGCUUCUUCUCAAAGCCCAGACUAGUAGGUUUUUAAAGACUGUCCCCAGAUAGCUGAGCCAAAAGGCUGUAUGAAUUCACUUUUCGAAAAUGUGGCAGUUAAACACUAACUACCUUGACCAUUUCCCCCUCUUUCCUUGAGGAAAAGCUGGAGGGUUUCAGGAUCUGUGAAUGCCCUCUGCUGUUACCUGAGUAAAUGAACUCCCUCUUGACGUUCCUGCCUCCAGUUAUGGACAUGACACCUCUGAAACACUUUGUGUUCUUUUCCCCGUGCAUUCAGAGCCUUUUAUCUGAUUAAAGUUUCCUUCCGCUGGGGGAAGAGGCCCCCUUUGGCAUGCCCUGCACAGGUUCCUCUGUCUGGUUUUCCCAGGGAUUGUCCUGUUUCCUCCCAAGGCUGCGGUUAGGGGUGGUGUGGGGGGAGGGAAGAGACAAGAAGAGGUAGAAAGGUAGGUGGCGGCUUGUCCCAGAGAUGGAGAGGGAGUUGGCAGGUUCCAGAUCAUUCUUCGAGGAGAAUCCAGUUUCCCUCGUGAGGUGACAAGUAGGAAGGACAACUCUCCCAUCAGUGUCCGCAGCUUCUGGAUUUUUAUCUGUGUCCUUCUAAUCCCUCUGUUGAUGGGAAGCCCGGUUUGAUCCCGAGUAACCUUCUCAGGUUAUCUGCUGAGCACCGUUUCUUGCCUGCAGGGGGGAGAGGGAAGGAGCCCUGAGGAACUCUGGUGAGAUGGGGUCAGAUUAGCAGCUUCUGGGCUUUAGCACUUGUGGUUUCUGGAGCCCUCAGGGACUGAGAGGAGUCUGCAUUGGGAUUUGCGAAGUAAAUUAGCAAAGCUAUUCUGGUUGAUGUGAAGGGAGAUGUAGGUGGGGAGUUCAGUGCCCUCCCACCUGUGCUUAAUUGAGAUCAGACAUGCUUAGCCCUCAGGGGGAGGGUAUGUUCUGUUUGGGAGCUCCACUUUCUUUGAAGAUUUGUUUGGGAGUUCUGGGGCCUGCAAGAGCUGGCCACCUGGUGCCACCUGCCCCGGGGCAUCAGCGCUGCUCCUGCAUCCCAGAGGUCAGGGGCUCAGGAAUCCCACCAAGGCCCCUGUCCUGUGGAUGGGCAGCAGCGUCCAUCCCCUGGGUGUCACUGAGGCUGUCGUCUUCUCCCAGGUGCAACUCCCUGGCUUUCGAGGCUCCUUUGGCCACUUCGUGUGGGAAUUGUGCGGGCACUUGACAAUCUGUGACACCCUGAGUGUUAGCAAACUUGCCAACCUUAGAGGCAGGAUGGUGUGAUGAGUGAGUGGCCCGGCUUUGGUGAUGGAGGGAAAGACACCCAUGGGGUGUCUUUGGUGGUGAUGGGGUAUGUUUUUAUAAUUUAGUUAAAAAAAAAAAAAAAAAAGUAUGUGGAAUCUGUCUCUAAAGCCCGAGACCAGGCCAGCAAGAGGCAGCCCAGGGUUCUCCUUCCUGUCCCUUCCACCUCCCUGAGAAUUAAAAGCUGACGGCAGGUUGUUGCUUGUCCUGACCCCUCGCUUCCAUUCCCUCCCCUCAGUGUCCAUCUUCAGAUCUUACCAGUGAGGGGAGGGAGCGUUUGAUACUCGAGGACUCUGCCGAGCAGUCUUCCCCUCCCUCCUUCAUCACAGCUCUUGCUCAGUCUCAUCUUUAGAAAAGCUGUUUUCCUUUCCCCCCUCAGUUUGGACUGUGGAGCUAUAACUGGAUGUAAAGAUUUCCUCUAAGUAAGGCAGGCUUCUCCUGACGUGGGUGCCCGAGGCAGCAAAGGAAGAGAGAAAGAAAAAAAAAUGGAUGAAACAGUUUAAAAACUGAGGGUUUUUUUGUUUGUUUGAUUUUUGUGUUUUAAUGUUUUAUUUUGGUAUAGCUUUUCCUAUUCCUGUCUCCUCUCUCCUUUUCGGUGGUGGUGGCUGCCUCCAGCCUCUGUCCUCCCACUCCUCCAUCUUGUGGCUAUGGUGUUGGUCCUUGACAUGGGGUCUGUCCUUGGGGUUGCCCCAGUUGUUUCUUCCCGGAGGUUGGGGGUGGCUUGUGAACCGAUCAGCGACUGUGCCUGUUUUCUUCAUCUCUGUGUUUCUCCCUACUUCCCAGCCCACCUGGGGGCCGCAGACUCUGACAGGAGGGAAGGUUCCACAGAUACGCAGUUGGAACUAACAGGACUGAUUUCCAAAGAAGUGAUUUGGGGAAACCAUUUAUUCCAGGGAUGUUACCCUCUUCCGAGUAUUUCUUGGAAUUACCUUUGGAGUCUGCUUUGGACAGCCUUAAUGAUACGGACGCUGCACUGUACUCACUCAGUGCUGAGUCCCGUGAACGAUGUCUGUGGUCCAGUGAAGAUCACAGGGGCAAAGCUCAUGGCCUGACUGGUGAGGAAAAUAGCUUGGAUUUAAUUACGUGGCUUUUAAGCUGGCAGUGAAAGCAGUUUUGUAAUUUCAGAGUGCGUUCUUGUGCUAUAUCCACAUUGUGGUAGUAGGCCUGUAGUGUGACGCCUUGGAGGACAUUAUUAAUUUGGAUUUGGAAAACUUUCAUUUGUUUGAAGAAAUCUGUCCUGUUACCUUCGGGUCCUCCCAGGUUCUGACCUUACCAGGGGCCAAAAGAAAAAAAAAAAAGAAGAGGGAGAUAAAUCCCGUCUGUGAAUUUGUCUUAUUGGCGCCUUUUCCCCCAGCUGUCUUCCAAGUAUUAUUUUUACUGUUAAAAAAAAUUUUUUAAAAAAUGUGAAAUGUAAUGUUUUUACAGCAACAAUAUGAAAUAUAUUUUAUAAGGAAUAAAAUGGUACAUUGUCUGA
Molecule: messenger RNA, 5017 nt
Organism: Neogale vison (American mink)
Lineage: Eukaryota; Metazoa; Chordata; Mammalia; Carnivora; Mustelidae
Gene: ZNF395
Product: zinc finger protein 395
Exons: 10
Coding region: 66-1568 (500 amino acids)
Biological process (GO): regulation of transcription by RNA polymerase II
Cellular component (GO): nucleus
Molecular function (GO): DNA-binding transcription factor activity; RNA polymerase II cis-regulatory region sequence-specific DNA binding
Source: RefSeq, a predicted model, not a curated record